This is a messenger RNA of Emys orbicularis (European pond turtle), 2193 nucleotides long. RefSeq names its product maestro heat-like repeat family member 5. NCBI's taxonomy places the organism in Eukaryota, Metazoa, Chordata, Testudines, Emydidae. The coding region runs from base 1 to 2193 and encodes 730 amino acids. The record is from RefSeq and is a predicted model, not a curated record. Gene Ontology annotation, cellular component: cytoplasm. The transcript has 16 exons.
AUGGCAGAGAGCGAUGAGGAGAGAACAGUUUCCUCACCACGAAGGUGGACGCACUUGUCCCUGAAGAAGAAAGCAGCUGAGACCCAGGUGGAGUCAGAGGAGGUGAAGCUGCAGGAGAACACAGAAAAAGUCGAACUGGAUCUUACAGGGACGAAGGAGGAGCCGUCUCAGUCGAAGGGGAAGUGGGAAAAAGGGAGCCGAGAAGAGCAGGAAGAAGAGCGCACUCCCAUCCCCUCAUUAGCAAGCAGCUCCCAUAUGACGACGCUGCUGCCAUCCAGGACAGACGGUGCUGAUCCAGCCACGCAGGCCAGCUGCAGUAAUACGCAGGAGGUGCCUGAGACACCAGGGCAAAGGCCUCCAGCACCCCAGACCCUGGGUUUAGGUGACCCUGGAACCAAGCCCCCUGGAGUAACACUGUGCCCGACCCCCGGGGAGCAGCUUUCCUCAGCCCAGCUCCAAGCCCUGCUGAUGAGAGCCGUGAAGGGUCUGACAACACCCACCCUGGAGCGAUUUAAAGCCACAGAGGAAGAGCUGAGUGCCAUCGUAUCUCUACACGGAGACAAGAUGGAGAGAAUUGGAGACGUCGUGGGAGGUAUCUUAAUCUGGCUAGACAACGUCUGUGAUCCCAGAGCCAGAAAAGCAGCGUUGAGGGCCAUGGCCUUGCUGGCUCGCUCCCACCCCCAGGACGUGGUUCUGAGCUGUGUGGCACACACGCUGUCAUCGGACAGAUGUGCCAUUGAGCUGUGGAAGGCCUUGGGUGAAGAACCACAGCUCACCAGGGAGGUGCUGCAGCAGCUGCUGGACAAGCUCCAGCAGAGACGCCGGGAGGAGAAGAGCGGCAAUGUGUCUCUGGCUGCAAUGAGGACCAUUUACGAGGUCCUUUUCCUAUGGGGAUACCGAGAAGCCAUCCUGGAAAUGUAUCCCCAGAUGCUCAUCCUCUGCGUCAGGCAAGUGCAGUAUGUGAUGGAUCUGCGCUUGCCAGGGACCUACAGGGCCAGCGAGACAUCCAGCCCCGAGGAGGGAUCCAGCUGCCUCAGCCCCCUAAGCACGUCAGUGGAGGCUGUGAAGACUCUUUUCUCUAUGCCCGGAUACUGGAAGGAAUUUGCCGGCAUCCAGUUACAGGAGGGUUGGGACAUGAUAUCUUCCCGAUGUUACUACUCGCAGGGUGUUGGCCUGAUUGCAAGAGCCAUGAUCGAGUUUGAGAACCCUCAGCUCCCUGCAGUUUUCAGAGAGGCCGUCACCAUCGUACAGAGUGAGAAGGAGGAUGAGCAGAGAAAUAUCGCCAUGACUUUCUGCACUGAGUUUCUCCAGAGUCCUUCCAUUGAGACGAUACUGACAAGAUCAGAGCUCGAGGUGCAGCUCAUGGAAUGGACCCAAGACAAAAAUCCCAUCAUACGUAGGCUCAGUCUGCGAGGCCUUGGCAGUGUGGUGCUCCAGCCAGCAAAGGUGCAAUUGUUACGGGCCCAGCUGCCAGCGAUCAUGGACACGUUCGGUGACAGGGAUGGAGGGUGUGUCAUGGAGGCCAUGCAUAAAGCUGGAGACAUCAUCUACCUCCUCGACGGGGAGGGGCUUGGCUCCAUCUCCCAGGACAUUGCAGUCAGCCUUCGCCCCUUCAUUGAUGACGAGAGGGGCAGUGUGCGCUCCGCUGCCAUUUUACUGCUUGGCAACGUGGUGAGCAGGGUGAAGGACCCGGACAAACGCAUCGUGCAGCAGGAAAUGAUCAACUGCUUGCUCCCGCUGCUGCUGCAUCUUGAAGACCAGGAUGAGAGCGUGACACUGAGAUGUAAACUGACGCUCUUCCGCUGCGCAGUGUUUCUCAGGUGGGCUCAUUUGAAGAGGCUCUUCCGCAGCAUGGCCUGGGAUGGCUCCUCACAGCUCCUGAAGUGUGUCUGGAAGUGCUUGAUGCAGAACAACGAGAGCCACAUCCCCAAAUUCCUGUUCCAGGCCUUAGAGUACCUGGAAAGCUCACAGACAACAAUAAGACAUUCUGCAGCCCUGUUCAUUGGAAAUACUAUCCGCCAUUACUGCGACUUGUUGUCUGAAACCGUGACUGAAGAGGGCAUCUCCCGCCUGUAUGAAGCUUUUCAGGAAGUGCCUUUGACAUCUGACAGGACCACAGGGUGCAUCCUCAAGAGACAUUACAAAUGGCUGCAGAAGCUUGGAAAUCUCAUGUCGGGUUCUGCAUUCGACUAG